AUGCUUGUAGAUAUAAUGGAAAAAUCAGAAUUAGAAACCGAUGAUAAUUGUAAACAGUCAAAAACUGUAUUACCAGCGAAACUCCGUAUGAAAGAGCGUUCACGUUCAAAUACAACAGAUAUCAAUGAUCCAGAAAAUUUAGAUUACGAGGAAGAAUAUAGCGGUACAAACAACAAUAAUAGUAAUCAAGAAGAAGUGAAUAAAAAUUUAUCAGGUGUUGCAAUGGAUACAGAUAAUUUAUUGUUGGCUAAUGAUGAAAUGACAGGCGAGGAAAUAGAAGAAACAUCAAAUAUUUUGCACGAAGAAGAAAACACAGAUAUAGCUAAAGAUGCAGUGAAAACGAAGAAAAAACUCAAAGAAAAGUCACAAUCAUCAACAAAGAAAAAUCAUAAAACAUCAAAAGUGAUCGAUAAGAGUAAUGAUGAGAAAAUAGACCACGAUGAUGAAUCAAAACAAGACGAAGAAGGCGAGUUAAAUAGUAAUCAUGAAGAUAGUAGUCAUGAUUUAGCGAUGGGUAGUGACGAAGGCGAAUUGGAUGAAGGCGAAUUAGAAGACGGGGAAAUACACGAGACAUCAACAAAAAAACAACACCAACCACAAACACAACAUCGACGACAUCUACCAGCAAUCCGUCCGUCACCUAUUCAACAUUCCUUACUUCAUCAGCGUGAACAACAGCAACCUUUAGCAAACAAUAACAGCAUUUCACAUAUCCCACUGUCCUCCCAACAGCAAAAAGUUCAUUGUCGAUUUUUUCUACAAGGCCGUUGUCAUUGGGGAGCAAAUUGUAAAUAUAUGCAUCCAAAUUUGAACGACACAAAAAAUCAAUCAUCAUACCUCGAGCAGUCUCGUAAUACGAAUUCGCCACCAUCAUCUGCUGGUACCACAUGGUUGUCACCGCAAUCAGCAGCUACGGCAUUCUUUGGCAAUUCAUCAAUAGUUCGAAAUGUUGCAGCUAUUGCAGCGGCCGCGGUUGCAUCCCAACAACAAGCCUCAGCAGCACCUGCAACAACAUCAAACACUGAAUCAGCUUGGGAACGGGGGCUUCGAAGCGCGAAAACGCUUCGAGAACAAUCGAUGAGACGAAAACAACAAGAUAAAGAUUUCAAUGAUAAAAAAUUUAAUUUAACAUUGAAAGACGCGGAUGAAGAGAAAGAUCCAGAUGAAGAAUUAGUAAAUAUUGAAAGACCACAGGUUGAUUACGAUGAUAUUAUGUACCACAACAAUUUUGAAGAGAGAUGGCCGAUGCAACAGCAUUCGAAUCCAUAUAAUUAUCACAAUCCAGGUACUCAUAUUCCACCAAGACUGCGACAUUUUGAUCGAGAUCAAUUGGAUCGUAGUGGUGGCUCUAAUUUUAUCAACUAUAAUCAGGAUCGUCGAAUACGUCAGCGGGAUCCGUAUAUUGAUAAUAAAGGAGAUCGUAAAGAAAAAUUGAAGAAUAGUAAAAGUUUGCAAAAGAGCAAAGAUCCAUCAAAAAAAAUUCAUCAUACAUCUCAGUUUCCUGUUCCUUUGUCCCAUCAUGUACCACACCAACGAUAUCUCGAUGAUGAACAUCAACCACAACAAUUAUCGUCGAUGGCUAGGCGUGCGGAUGAUUGGGUAGAUCCUUGGGACAGAUCUCGAAAUAAUCGUCGAAAUACAUCUCGUGGAAGAGAAAAUUCUUACACAUCGUCCAGUGGGUCAUCGUCAAGAUCAAGUCGGCCAAGACGGCGUUCACCUUCGGUAACACGCUCAAAACCUGCAAGACAAGAAAAUGUGAAAAAUGGUGAAAAACAAUCGUCGACUUUAAAUAUUCCAUCGAUAUCAGUUCCACCCGAUGGUGAAAAUCAAAAUGUUGGUAAAAAGCAGCAGACAUCAUCAAUUGUUGCUCCCACCGAACGUCACAAAACAACAUCAAAUCAUCAUUCAUCCAAUGGAGGAAAUCAUUCAACGUCACAACAAUUAGGAAAAAAAGUAUCACCAAAUGAAAGUCGAUCAACGAAAUUUUUGCCUGGGCGAACGAUUUCUAGUCAUACAUUGAAAAAAGCUGAAAAAGCGGAGCGCCCAAAAUCAAAUUAUCGUCAUUUGAACCCACAAAUCUAUCAUCAAUCACAGAAAGAACAAUUACUAAAUAAAGAUGGUAAUAAUGAGAAAAAAACAAUCAAAAAAGAGGGAAAACGAUCAGAUAGUAGUAGUUCAGGAACAUCAUCUUCGUCUUCUGCUAGUUCAUCACGUGUUCGACCUAAAGCCGUUUCAUCCACUUCUUCCUCACGUAGUUCCAGCUCUGAAAGUGAGGAAAAAGUUAAAAAUCGUUUAGCUAAAGAAAAUACAAUGCAUAGUAAUAAAUCAGUUAAUACUCAUACAAAACCUACAAUGAAUAGACAAGUAUCAUCAUCAGGAAAUCGAAUAAAAACGUCAGAGAAGAAAGAGUCGACUUCACUCGGUCACACAAAAUCAAUAACAUCUAGUCGUUCAGGAAUCAUUAAUAAAGACACUAUUAAUCCAAAAUCUUCGACAUCACACAACGAUAAAAAACGGCGUGAUACAUCGUCAUCCGGUUCAACGACAACGAAAAAGCUAAAAACAGCUAAUCAUGCGAUAAAUGAAAGGAAACGUACGUCGCCGCAACCACCACCUCCACCAUCAACGUCAAUUUCUACAAGUGAUUCUCACAAACAAAGUGCCCAUCAUCAUCAUAAAAUAUCAAACAACACAGCAACAGAUUCAACAUCUAUGGAUAGCGAUUCAGGUAAAAAGAAACAAAAACAAAAAAUUUUGAAAAAAUUGGAGGAAGUUGAAAAAUUAAUUAGUCAGCGAACAACAAAAACUUGA
Messenger RNA from Didymodactylos carnosus, 2811 nucleotides. Lineage: Eukaryota; Metazoa; Rotifera; Eurotatoria; Philodinida; Philodinidae. The record is from the annotation of a GenBank genome assembly.